Molecule: messenger RNA, 2965 nt
Organism: Mobula hypostoma (lesser devil ray)
Lineage: Eukaryota; Metazoa; Chordata; Chondrichthyes; Myliobatiformes; Myliobatidae
Product: kin of IRRE-like protein 1
Exons: 16
Coding region: 302-2638 (778 amino acids)
Biological process (GO): cell-cell adhesion
Cellular component (GO): cell-cell junction; plasma membrane
Molecular function (GO): cell adhesion molecule binding
Source: RefSeq, a predicted model, not a curated record
UUGUGCGGGACCAGAUAACUUCACUGCAUCACACCCCUUCUCUCUGUCCACAGUGGCACAGUCCUCCCAUCCCCUGCUAAUCCCCCCCAAAAAAAUUACUUUUUUUUCCCUUCUCUCAGUCUCAUUUUCCUGGAGACUGCCUGAAAUUCCAGCACUUCCUGCCAGGAACAUUCCGUCUUGCUUUCUUUCUUGCUCUCUGUCUACCUCCCCCUCUUCUACCCUCCCUACCCUCAUACCCAACCCCAACCCCCAUCCCCACCACUCCCUUCCCCACCCACCCAACUGAGGAUUGUAACAAGAAAUGUUUCGCUCUGUGAUUUGGAUCCUCUGCUUCGGAACCACCACUGCAGUGAGCGGGUCACGAAUCACCGAGCAGCCCCGAGAUCAGGUUGUGGUGGCCGGAGACAGUGCCCUCCUCUCCUGUGCUGUUUUCAACUACUCUGGCAUUGUCCAAUGGACCAAGGAUGGACUGGCACUCGGAAUGGGAAAUGGCCUACCAGCAUGGCCUCGGUACCGUAUUGUGGGCGAGUUGGAGAAGGGGGAGCACAACCUGCAGAUCCAGAAUGCUGAUCUGUCUGACGAUGCUGUCUAUGAGUGCCAGGCGACUGAGGUGGCUCUCAGGUCUGACAGGGCAACAUUGACUGUGCUGGUCCCUCCUGAUGACCCUGUAAUUGACGAUGGUCCUGAGAUAUUGCUGAAAGCAGGUUCCAUGUACAACCUAACAUGCCGAGCUCGUGGAGCCAAACCAGCAGCAGACAUCACUUGGUACCAGGACGGUGCGGUGCAGGAAGGGGCUGCCAGCUCCAAGGCUGUGAUGGAUGACGGGAAGAGGUCCACGACCAUCAGCACCCUCCCCAUCACUCCCACCGAUGUGGACACUGGCCGCCUGUUCACCUGCCAUACAAGUAACAUGGCGUUGCCUGCUGGAAAGGAGACCAUCGUCCGACUCAAUGUUCACCAUCCACCAUCUGUCACGUUAUCCAUACAUCCUCAGAAGGUACGAGAGGGAGACCGUGUUGUCUUCACCUGCACAGCCAAUGCCAAUCCUGACAUCAAUGGAUACAGAUGGGCGAAGGGCGGGCUGCCCAUUGAGGGAGCCCGGGGCAGUGUGUACGAGACAGCUGUGGAUCACACAUACUUCACAGAGCCCGUCUCCUGUGAGGUACAGAACUCAGAGGGCAGCACGAACGUCAGUUCCCUCGUCGAUGUGGAGUUUGGACCACGGAUGGUAGAGGAACCAGAGAUGAAGACAGCCAACAUGGGUGAGAGUGUGGUGCUGAGCUGUGUGUGGGUGGGCAACCCGCCCUUGACCCUGACCUGGACAAAGAAAGGCUCAAAUGUGGUGCUCAGUAACAGUAACCGGCUGUACCUGAAGGCGGUCACCCAGGCUGAUGCAGGACAGUAUGUAUGCAAGGCAAUCGUCCCGCGGAUUGGGGUUGGUGAGAGGGAGGUCACCCUCAAGGUCAAUGGCCCUCCAAUUAUCUCAAGUGACCCUGUCCAGUACGCAGUGGAAGGUUCUUAUGGCCAAGUGGAGUGCUAUAUCGCAAGCACACCUCUCCCAGACCGCAUCGCAUGGACAUGGAAGGAAAUGGUACUGGAAUCAGGGACAUAUGAGCGGUAUUCAGUGGAGACGGUGGGCACAGGCUCAGGAGUACGGUCCACAUUACUCAUCAGUAAUGUUGCCCAGUCCGACUUUGAGACAGACUACAACUGCACAGCCUGGAAUAGCUUCGGACCAAGCACAGCCCUCAUCCAACUGCACAAGCAAGAUGUACUUCCCAUUGGAAUCAUCAUCGGCAUCACGGCCGGGCUUGGGAUUCUGCUCACCCUCCUCCUCAGCAGCCUCGCCAUCAUCUUCUACAGGAGACGCAAGCGGAGUCGGAAGGAUGUGACUCUUGGGAAACCUGACAUUAAAGUGGAGUCGGUGAACAAAGAGGCACCACUGGGCAGCAAGGAACUGGAGGAGGAUGAUUCCAGCAUCUCCACAGCAACUCGGGUGAUGAAAGCCAUGUACUCGUGUGGAGAUGAUCUUAGGGAAUUCAGGAAAGAGAACAAUGAUGUCUUAGAACAUAUCCACAUUGCAAAAGAGGAGCUGCUGAAGGUCUCAAGAUGCAGUAAAAUGGAGAAUGCCCAGGACCUGACCAGUUAUCAUUCAGAGGCAUUCAAGGAGGAUAUCGAACUGAAGUCCGACCUGCGUCCAGACAUCAUCGAUACACGGGAGGAGAGUGAGCUGAAGGACCCGACCAAUGGUUACUACAAUGUGCGGGGUCAAGAAGAGCGACCAGCUUCGCGGACACUACUGUAUGCGGACUACCGACCUGCGGGGCCACGCUUUGAGACACGCCCUCCUUCCCGCCUCUCCCACACCAGUGGUUAUGCCCAGGGUGCUGGUGUGCCCCCACUGACAGGCUCACCCUAUGGGCGACUGCCCGACUUCCCUGGGGAUGGAGCUGGGGACGCAGUCAGCCAGCUAUCAUAUGAGCCCUAUGCCUAUACGUAUGGCAUGCCCCUGUACACGCGGACAUUCGAAUCCUUCGAAACUCCGCCCAAGUACACUGGUGCCUCCCGCUUCUCUUACUCCUCCUCCCAGUCCGAGCAUGGACGUCCCUACCAACAGCGCAUGCAGACCCAUGUCUGACCGUAUAUGACCCUCAAAUCCCUUUGUCACCCCAUUUCCCUAUCUGUCCCUUCGAUCAUUCCCACCCCUCAGGUGCCUUUCAAAUUGUGACCAAUCAGUAUUGAGGUGGAGAUGGUGAAGGAGUUGUUGGACAGUCAGACACCAAGGUCAGAGAGUCAUGCCAGCCCUCAAUCAGGGAAGCCCCUCACUCUCUCUUCCCUCUACCCUCCCUCAUUUGCUUACCUGUCUCCCUCACCCUUCUCCUCCUUUUAACCUCCUUCCUCUCCUCCCCCCUUCCUCCUCCACUCCUUCCAUGCUUACCUUACAUUCUCCCCUCUUAUUUUCCUC